Messenger RNA from Phyllostomus hastatus (greater spear-nosed bat), 1533 nucleotides. Its product is annotated as double-headed protease inhibitor, submandibular gland-like. Bases 103 to 507 code for a protein of 134 amino acids. NCBI's taxonomy places the organism in Eukaryota, Metazoa, Chordata, Mammalia, Chiroptera, Phyllostomidae. The transcript has 6 exons. Gene Ontology annotation, molecular function: protein binding. The record is from RefSeq and is a predicted model, not a curated record.
CUAUAUAUAUCUGUGUGCAUUAGGCAGACCAUUCUCCCUCUGUCUCUCUCUCUGGACGUGUUGCCUCAGAGCAGCGUAUCGUGAGUAUCCUUGUUCAUCACCAUGAUGAAGACCAUCACUGCUUUUGCCAUUCUUGCUCUAGCAGCCACCACAUGGGCUGUCUCUCCACUUGCAAGAGGAACACAGGUGGACUGCUCCCAAUACUCGGCAGCAAAAGGCGCCAAGGUUGCAUGCUCAAGGAUAUAUAAACCAAUGUGUGGCUCAGAUGAUAAAAUUUACAGUAAUGAAUGCAUGUUUUGUAUGAUGCAACAAGAAAGAGGACUUGAACUCAGGAAACUUCAUGAUGGGGAAUGUAUUCAGUGCACCGGGCAAUCUUCUUUCUGCACCAUGGAGUACAGACCUCACUGUGGAUCUGAUGGAAAAGUGUAUGGCAACAGAUGUCUGUUUUGCAACGCUGUGGCGAAGAGCCGUGGUGCACUCUAUUUGGCAAAUUACGGAUCAUGCUGAGUCUCCUGGAUGCUCCCGGGCACCGAGUCUCCUUUAGCGGAUUCCACAUAAAGAGCCAGUUUCUCCGGGUUGGCUCUGGGAGCAAACACAUGGGUUUGAUUCUUCAAUAAAAGAAUCCCAGCAAAAAACUGCCUGGCUCAUCUCUAUGAUUCGUAAGGAGAAUAUCUAUGGUCAUUUUCCUGAACUAUAAGUCACACCGAAAUAUUUCCUCUACACCUACUGAAGCUGGGAACUGAAGAGAUUAUGCGCAUUCUGAUGAGCGAAGAAUAUGCUCAUGCUCAUAGCCUCCCAUUUUAAAAUGACUCAAAUUUUUUAGGUAAAGCACGUGUCAGUGGGUGGGUCUCACCUGACCGUUAGUCUUAUGUUAUCUUUUGCUACACUAAUGAAAAGAGGCAAACUCAGAUUUGGAGGAAGAUAAAGUGAGAAUUCACAAUACUAUCAACUAAUCAGAACAGACCAAAAAUAACAUACAUACUUUAGGCGCUACCAUUUAAAGGGGACUGAGCGACAUAUGGGCAUCAGCAAAAGAUCCUGUUGAUCAUGUUGGGGAAGAGAUUAAAAACAGUAUGAUCUGAUUAAAUAUUGAAGUCACUACAAAAAAAACUGAGGAAAAUACAGGGUAGUUGGGACAGAUGGGGAGUCAGACCUGGAUUUCUCUGGAGGCCUCGCUGCUGCUCGGAGAAAGCUCUCUCCCGCAGCUCCACAGGGUUCCUCCUCUGUGCCUGUCUGGUUCCUAAUCUCCUCUUCUUAUAAGAUACCAGUCAUACAGGAUUAAGGGCCAAUCAAUGACUACAUUUAACCUCCAGUUCCUCUUUAAAGAUCCUAUCUCCAAAAACAGUCACGUUCUGAGGAACUAGAGGGUCGGAAUCUGAACUUAUGCAUUUUGGGGCCUAAUUCAACGCAUAACAGCAACCAAGACAAAAUUGACAAGUAAAGUGAAAUCUGAUGCCUAUAUUAGACUAAAAAAUCAAACAUAACUUAUAAUUCUAUUUUUCAUUUAAUCAAGUCUUCCUAUUUGUGAUGUUU